This is a messenger RNA of Fonsecaea erecta, 2208 nucleotides long. RefSeq lists its product as hypothetical. The coding region runs from base 1 to 2208 and encodes 735 amino acids. Gene Ontology annotation, biological process: microtubule-based movement. NCBI's taxonomy places the organism in Eukaryota, Fungi, Ascomycota, Eurotiomycetes, Chaetothyriales, Herpotrichiellaceae. Gene Ontology annotation, cellular component: membrane-bounded organelle; cytoplasm; kinesin complex. The transcript has 4 exons. Gene Ontology annotation, molecular function: kinesin binding. The record is from RefSeq and is a predicted model, not a curated record.
AUGAAUAACCUCGCCGCCGUGCUGAGCGAUCAGGGAAAGUACGAGGCGGCGGAGCAGAUGCAUCGAGAGGUGGUAGAAGUGAGGGAGAGGGUGCUGGGGAAGGAGCAUCUAUCGACGCUAACGAGCAUGAAUAACGUCGCCGGGGUGCUCUGCGGUGAUGUCUACAAUAACCUCGCUUUAGUACUGAGCGAUCAGGGAAAGUACGAGGCGGCGGAGCAGAUGCAUCGAGAGGUGGUAGAAGUGAUAGAGAGGGCGCUGGGGAAGGAGCAUCCAUCGACGCUGACGAGCAUAAAUAACCUCGCUUUAGUACUGAGCCAUCAGGGAAAGUACGAGGCGGCGGAGCAGAUGCAUCGAGAGGUGGUAGAAGUGAGGGAGAGGGUGCUGGGGAAGGAGCAUCCAGAGACGCUGACAAGCAUAAAUAACCUCGCCGCCGUGCUGAGCGAUCAGGGAAAGUACGAGGCGGCGGAGCAGAUGUAUCGAGAGGUAGUGGAAGUGACGGAGAGGGUGCUGGGGAAGGAGCAUCCAUCGACGCUGACAAGCAUAAAUAACCUCGCCGCCGUGCUGAGCGAUCAGGGAAAGUACGAGGCGGCGGAGCAGAUGUAUCGAGAGGUAGUGGAAGUGACGGAGAGGGUGCUGAGGAAGGAGCAUCCAUCGACGCUGACAAGCAUAAAUAACCUCGCCGCCGUGCUGAGGCAUCAGGGAAAGUACGAGGCGGCGGAGCAGAUAUAUCGAGAGGUGGUAGAAGUGACGGAGACGGUGCUGGGGAAGGAGCAUCUAUCGACGCUGACAAGCAUGAAUAACUUCGCCGCCGUGCUGAGCGAUCAGGGAAAGUACGAGGAGGCAGAGCAAAUUCAAGCCGUAGUUGUCGUGGGGAUGUUAAGAGUCUUCGGUUUCGACCAUCCAAACAGCAAAAUUGCUAUCAACAUCAUGCUCGCAAUAUGGAAAUACCAAGACAUGGAUGAACGUACAAUGGAAAACGCGCUUCUUGCACUCCUUCAUGAGGCGAAGCUUGACUGGAAGAAUCACCAGAUCCUCUGCCCAUCCUUCCAAGAACCCAGUCCUCCUGUGACCGAACCGAAUGGGCGCAUUGACGGUAUCAUCGAAGAUUCCUCCCCCGAGGCCUUUCGGCGAGCGCUUUUCUUCCCUGGCGGUGUCCAACAGCCGAAGUUUGUCUGGAUCAAAACCUGGAUCUUGACAGACUUUGAAAAUUUCGACAAAGUGGAAAUUUUCGGUCAUGAUAGGAUAGAACGUUAUUUUAUCAUCCACAACUCAAUUCAAGCACGGGGAGAAGGCCCCUAUGCAAAAGAGCUCAUUGCGUACUACUGCAAGGCUCGUGCGUUCGAUGAGCCACCGAAUCUGGCCGCCCAAUUCUGCUCAUACGGCAUUUUUACGACAGAAAUGCCAAAGAGCUCCUCCGAGACUUCGACAUGCGUGACUCACGAACUGCCGCCGACUUCUUCUCGUCGGCAUUUCGUCGUUGGAGUGGUGACAGCGUUCUUGAGAAAGAGCACUUUCUGGCGACAGUGCUUCCUUGUCCCCGGGACCGUCCUCGUUGGCUACCGCGACGGCGAUGAUCCCAUCUUCCAAGCAGAGGGCAGUGGCAUUGCCAAUCUGUUGGGAAUCCCAAUUCUGGCCCGAGCUCAAUGCCCGCUGGGCCAAGUGGAGCGUGACGGUGAUCCGGAAGUCGUUCUUGAUGGCCGUUGUAACCCCGCCGCAGAGGUUCUCUUGCGAGAUAUCACCUCACGAACUACUGGUGUGCAGGAAACGCCUACGAUUCCCAUUUUCCCUCUGGAUGAUUGCCAAUAUAUGGGGGAAAAUGGCUUCGGAUCGUCCCCGAUGUACUGGAAAGUCUGCGGGUCUGCUUUCUUGGUUCGUGCUGACGGCGUGCCACUGCUGAGUCAACACGUUGAAGCCCUUCUCAGCUACAUUCGCGAAGAAGUUGAGCCCCGCCUGGCCAAGGCAUUGGUGGGGGUCGCUCCUGGUGAUGUUGUCGCGGGUCGAGAGAAUGUACUCAACUCCAUCACUCCGGCCGACUUCUCCAGAUACUUCGACGCUUUCAAGGUUUCCCAGUCGGCCCACGAUUCCGAUUGGGAAGAUUUGGAAUCUCCGUAUGCGAUGACAAAGGAGACCAUCGCAAGACUGAAGAUUGCGAUAGAGGAGCGAUGGGAGAUCCAGAAUUCCAUCCACGACCGCCUUACAUCUACGUGA